GUGAUGAAGAUAGUUGCAAAAUCAUUACUUGAAAAAAAAUCUGCCAAGGCAAAGAAAGCUAGAGUUGACACUAUAAUUGAGAGGGAAAAUGCUUUCCUGGAUGGGGAUGAUGAAAGUGAGCUUGGUGAUGAUGGUGAUGGCCAAACUGAAGGUGGACACACAGCUUCAAUCUUUACAACUGGGCAAGGCAGUGGCACAAAUGCUUCUAAGACGAGAAUUAAGCAAUCUAAUGUUAGAGGAUCACUGGAUACCUUACUAAAGCCCGACCAUGAGAAGAUGAAACAAUCAACGUUGGAUAAACAUAAUCCAACUAAGCAGAAAUUGAAGGAGAUUGCUUGGGAUAAAUUUGCCGAGUGGGGAUAUGAGGUUGGGUUAGCUUUUAAUGCCGUUAGAACACCAAGCUUUCAGGCCUUUAUUCAUGCAGUUGGAGAUUACGGAAGAGGUAUGCCAGCACCCAGCUAUCAUCAAUACCGCCAUACUCUGUUAAACAAGCAUCUUGUCAAAACAAAAGAAUUUGUUGAAUCAUUCAGAGCACACUGGAAGACAUAUGGAUGCUCU
Molecule: messenger RNA, 558 nt
Organism: Cuscuta europaea
Lineage: Eukaryota; Viridiplantae; Streptophyta; Magnoliopsida; Solanales; Convolvulaceae
Source: the annotation of a GenBank genome assembly